Molecule: messenger RNA, 1200 nt
Organism: Acromyrmex echinatior (Panamanian leafcutter ant)
Lineage: Eukaryota; Metazoa; Arthropoda; Insecta; Hymenoptera; Formicidae
Cellular component (GO): membrane
Source: RefSeq, a predicted model, not a curated record
CCUUGAUCUACGUAUCGGGAUUGGGAAGAGAAAGAUUCUUCUCAAUACGGGAUUAACCAGCUGAUCGGAUUGAGAGAAGAGUCGCCGCUCUUUGCCUUCUUUAUUCUUUUUUUAUAGUUUUUAAAGCUUCGAUUCUAAUAGAAAAGCAUCAUGAAGACGAACUUCAUAUUGAUUUUGUUUGGUCUUGGAGUAUGUUUGGCCAAUCCUGUGGAGAAAAAGGAAAAGAUAAGCGUCAUCGAGCAGCAGUCUGUGAUGCUAACAGAUCGAGCUAAAUACGAGGAGGAACUUCUUCGUAAACUCAACUCAAAAUGCUCCCAGAAUGAUAUCAGCAGUUGUGUGAUGUUGAAGUUGGUGACGUACAUGAACAAGUUGCUGAAGAAGGCUUCGAUCGAGCUCACGGACGAUAUCGAGAUCAGGAAGACGAGUCAGACGUCGGAAGAUGUAAUCACGUUCGAGGCCGGUAGAAGCAAGGACGAUGAGAUUCAAGUCCUUGAUCUUGUCGCGAAUAAAGUUUACACCUUCAUUAAAUCGAGAAGUAUUAAAUGGAGAAUUCUACCUGAAGAUGAUAUUGUGGUAUCCGCAUCGGAAGAUGAGACCGGUUCGUUAAACUUAGGUCUGUCUAUUGAACGCGCCGACAGGCCCGUUCAAGAAGGUCGUGGAAAGAAGAACAAUAUGGGUCCAUUGAUCGCUGCGGCCGUCUUGAAGAUUGGUCUCAUCGGCGGUUUAGCGUUCAAGGCUCUUGCUCUCCUAGUCGGCAAAGCUCUCCUUUUGUCGAAGAUCGCGCUCCUAUUGGCUAGUAUCAUAGGCCUAAAGAAACUUUUCUCGCAAGGGAAACAUGUAACUUAUGAAGUGGUAGCGCAUCCACAUCACGGCUCGAGCCAUUCAUUCGAUCAUGGUCAUGGCGAUAGUUACUCCAGUGGGUGGGCGAGAAGUUUCCACGAACAAACGUUGAUUCCUGGACAACCAGAUGCUCAUGAGCUGGCUUAUGCGGCGCAUGUAAAGUGAUUCCUAUCAUUGAAAGCAGGAUCCAAAAAUCGUUGAGAUCGUCGUUUGAAAUGAGAAGAGCGAUGUCCUUGGAUCCGUACUAAACUUAUUCUUAAAUCACCGUCUAGAUCUAUUUCAUUUAGAAUAUUUAUUUCCAUCCAUAAUUACUCAUUUUACUUUGCUCUUUUUUUCAUUUUUCUUAUCAUCAACAUCGUG